Lottia gigantea (owl limpet) is the source of this 918-nucleotide messenger RNA. RefSeq lists its product as hypothetical. NCBI's taxonomy places the organism in Eukaryota, Metazoa, Mollusca, Gastropoda, Lottiidae. The coding region runs from base 1 to 918 and encodes 305 amino acids. The transcript has a single exon. The record is from RefSeq and is a predicted model, not a curated record.
AUGAGUAUCGAGAAAUUUCUUCAAAACCAAACAACAAAACCAAAACAUGUCACACCAAACAGAGAUACAAGUCAUAAAGGUCCAGGAAUAUUGAUGAUUGAACCUACGAUGAGUAAAGACACUACUUCAGAAAGAUGUCAAGAAAUCUUUACAAACCAAAAUACAAAACCACAACAGGCCACAUCAAACACAGAUACAAGUGAUAAAGGUCCUGAAAUAAUGAUGAUUGGAUCCUGGAUGUUUAGGGACAUAAUUCCACAAAGAUUCUCCCAGAAAACCAUGAAAAAACUAAUGCCAGAACCAAAAUCGCUGACAAGUGCAAUCAAGACCCUCAAAGAAAUUCAAGUUCAACCAAAGAAACUAAUUUUGCUCACAGGCAGUAAUGAUGUGUCAAACCGUAGAAUAAACUUAUUAACAACUCUGUCCCUCCUUUCAGAAUUGAUCACCACCCUGAAAGACAAAGACUACAAUGAAAUUUUCAUAUCGGAGAUCUUGCCACGUUAUGAUGAUUAUGAGUAUAUGAGGAGGAGAGACAUUUUCAAUCAACAUCUGAAAACCAUUGUCCAAAAUACCCCAUUCAAAAUUAUCAUACAGCACCAUUUUGUAGCUAGUGAUUUUGUAGAUGGUGUCCACCUAACAUACAAAGGGACAGCCAAAUUGGUCUGUAGUAUCAAAGACCAAAUUGGAGAGAGACAAGCCCAGUACAACUAUGACAAAGAUAUAGAACAACGACACCGAUCUGAUCCCAGAAAUCCAACACCAGUGGAAGAAACAAAAACCAACACAGAUCAGGAUACAGAAACCCAAAUUAUAGAUACCAAGGAUAUGAUCGACAGGGCAACCAAUAAACAACAAUUAAAUCCUAAAGACAGAGCCAAAUACGUUUUAGAACAAUUGAUGAUAGAGCUUAGCCUAUAA